ACACAUUUAGAGGUGAGAAAGAGAAACAAGAAAACUCUCAUAAACACAUUAAAGGCAAUAUAGUCAAUUAACUAUGGCAAGUUAUAAUUCAAAAGCUUUGAUUCUACUAUGUGUAAUUAAUAGUGUAGUGCACACAACCCAAAUAUCAGAACCAUGGUCAGCACUAAAUGCACCAAAAGAUAUACUCCAAAUGCUUAUUCGUGACCCCGUGACCCUUUCAUUAGCCUCAACCGAUUUUGGCCACAUAGUUCACCAAAACCCAUUUGCAAUAUUUGCUCCAUCAUCAAUUAAUGCCAUAUCGAAAUUGAUAAAAUUUUCAAAUUCACUUCCUUUCCCUUUUACUAUAGCUCCAAGAGGACAAGGACAUUCGGUUAAUGGACAAUCGAUGACAAAUGAUGGGGUUGUGGUGAACAUGACUCAAUUGAUCAAUUAUAGGUUUAGAUCAAAUGAGAGUGGAAUUGUUGUGUUUGAUGAAUAUGUUGAUAUUGGUGGUGAACAAAUUUGGAUUGAUGUGUUGCAUGCAAGUCUUGAACGUGGACUAACACCACUCUCUUGGACUGAUUAUUUGUUUUUAUCCGUUGGUGGAACUCUAUCUAAUGCUGGAAUUAGUGGCCAAACCUUUCGAUUUGGUCCUCAAAUUUCUAAUGUUCAUGAAUUGGAUGUUGUUACGGGAAAUGGAGACUUAGUGACUUGUUCAGCUGAGAAAAAUUCAGAAUUAUUUUACGGUGUUCUUGGAGGAUUAGGACAAUUUGGGAUUAUUACCCGAGCAAGAAUAGCUCUAGGACCUGCACCCAAGAGGGUGAAGUGGCUUCGUUUACUUUACAAUGAUUUCUCUACAUUUUCUGGAGACCAAGAACAUCUAAUCUCAUUCAAUGGAAGAAAUGAAACUAAUGCAGCCAAUUAUGUUGAAGGCAUGUUGCUGCUAAAUCAGCAGCCACUAGACCUAUCAUUUUAUCCAGAAAUUGAUCAACCUCGCAUAACUUCAUUGGUAACACAAUAUGGCAUCAUCUACAUCAUUGAGCUUGUUAAAUAUUAUGAUGAUAAUUCUCAAGAUCAAAUUGAUCAGGAAAUUGAAAUUUUGGUUAAGGAAUUAAGGUUUGUCCCUACUUUUAUGUUCGAAAAGGAUGUGUCAUAUGAAGAGUUUUUGAAUAGAGUACAUUUUGAUGAGCUUGCACUAAGAGCACAAGGACUUUGGGAUAUUCCACAUCCUUGGUUAAACAUCUUUGUUCCAAGAUCAAGAAUAUCAGAUUUUAAUGAAGGUGUCUUUAAGGGAAUUAUCCUUAGACAAAAUAUUUCUGCAGGACUCGUAAUAGUUUAUCCAAUGAACCGAACAAAGUGGGAUGAUAAGAUGUCUGCAGUUACCCCUAAUGAAGAAAUUUUCUACAUUGUGAGUCUUUUGCGUACAAGUGGAUUUGAAAAGUUAGAGGAAUUUCAAGCACAAAACCAACAAAUAUUACAAUUCUGUAAUGAUGUUGGUAUAGGGAUCAAACAAUAUCUUCCCCUAAACAAAACACACGAAGAUUGGGUGAAACAUUUUGGCAUCAAAUGGGAAGAUUUUGAGAAAAGAAAAGCUCAAUUUGAUCCCAACAAAAUAUUGUCACCUGGACAAAGGAUUUUCAAUUAAAUUAAAAAUAAACUAUAUGUGUCUAGUUUUUUUCUUAUCAACUUGUUGUACAGAAUAAUUAAACAGUUAAAUAGUAUGUUUUAUUGUCAUAAUUAAAUAUUUGCA
Cicer arietinum (chickpea) is the source of this 1729-nucleotide messenger RNA. Its product is annotated as cytokinin dehydrogenase 3-like. Gene Ontology annotation, biological process: cytokinin metabolic process. Gene Ontology annotation, molecular function: FAD binding; cytokinin dehydrogenase activity. The record is from RefSeq and is a predicted model, not a curated record. Lineage: Eukaryota; Viridiplantae; Streptophyta; Magnoliopsida; Fabales; Fabaceae.